This is a messenger RNA of Petromyzon marinus (sea lamprey), 1640 nucleotides long. The record is from RefSeq and is a predicted model, not a curated record. NCBI's taxonomy places the organism in Eukaryota, Metazoa, Chordata, Hyperoartia, Petromyzontiformes, Petromyzontidae.
GGUAACCAGCCUAUCAGAGGAAAAGAAAAAACAUGUGAGGCAUUUGAUGCACGCAGGCCCACAGUGCAGAAAACAAAAAGCACCCACGGAUUACCAACAUAAUUACAUACACGGGUGGUCAGAUAACAAUUACACGAGACAAUGGCACGCAGACCGGGAGCGAUCGCAGCGUGCAGAGACGCGUAUUUGCGACAAUCGCCACGGGUGGAAGCAAAGAGCAGGACCAUAUCUUCACCCAAUGCAGCGGCACACAGCCGGCCAAAAUUACCCACACAGAUGGCGAGAUAACAAUUACGGUCGACAGUGGCACAUAGAGAAUGGGCGGCCACGACACACAAAGACACAUAAUCGCGAGAAUCACGGCGUGUAUAGGCCAAGAGCAGAAUCACGCCGAUUCCCCAUUCCACGAUACACAAGGGGCACACAUGGCUUGGCUGUAACAAAGAGGGUGACAUGGGCACGUGAUAAAUCGCUCACACUGGUUGAGAGGAAAAUGACAGGGAAAGAGGUGUCCGCUGAUCUGAAAAAAAAAUCACAGCCCUUGGAAAAAAUCAAGCAGGCUGGAGGUUACAAACAGAACCAAGAGGGGAACCAUGAUUGUGGAAAACUAAAUGCGCCAUGCACACGCUUUGAUGUGGUGGGGAACGCGAGAGUCGCUCCCGUGGUGAACACACCUAUUGAACAAGGAAAAUUAACCAUGAAGCGUGAUCUAACAGGAAAUGAUAACCAACAGGAUCGGGAGGAGAAACAUGCUUGUUUGGUAAAUGGAAACGCGAUCAAUUGUGUCGCAAAAUUGCGUGAGAGUACAGUAAAAGUGCCAGGGAAACGCGUUACGGAGACAAAAAUCCAUGAUGGAUUGGGGAAUGUGUGGAAAUCCAGCACACGCAAAAACAUGGAAUCGAAUCGAGGCACGGAAUCAGAUCGUGGUACGGAGUCAGCAAAUCUGCACAUGGCUGCGGAGAAGGCAAAUGACCCCAACAGUCGAGCACGGAAACUCGUGUUGUGUACUAAUCCUGGUGGCGCUCGACAUGGCUUCACGCCACAUAAACCCACAGGGAAGGCGAGGGAUAAAAAAAAUUACCGAUACGAACCAAGGAACCGUGCUCAUUUGGCUAAAGCCAUACCGACGAUGAACCAAAACGACGAUGUGAUGAUGUUGCAUGGAAAGGUCACAGGUUACUCGAAAAUACCUGGUCAUGAGAAAAAUUAUUCUGUACUUUUGACCAAACGUGGCAGUAAGGUUGCCAAUAACUUGGUAAACAUUAAACAAAGAGAUGCCAGGAGGGAAACGGUGUACCACCGGGCUCGAAACCGCUAUCCAGUGUUUCCCAGGAACUGAAACAAAAAUCAAAAAGCAAUAAUUGAUAAGACCCGAUGUAACAUGUUGCCUUCAUUUUUCUCUUUUUCCUGUUCUUUUAUUUUCUUAUUUCAAAUGUAAUCAUGCUAAGUUGUGACACGUACACGCGCGUUGUAAGGAAAAAUCACAAACUUGAAGACAAUCGAUAGUUCAUGGUGGAAAAAGGCAUUUUUCUUUAAUAUUAAAAAUAACCGGUGGCAGACCACCGAUCAUUUUUAAAAGGGCGGAAUGUUGUAUACGGCCCUUUUUCCACAAUUAAUAUCCAUAAGAAUAUUUACGGAUG